Molecule: messenger RNA, 5653 nt
Organism: Maniola jurtina (meadow brown)
Lineage: Eukaryota; Metazoa; Arthropoda; Insecta; Lepidoptera; Nymphalidae
Gene: dom
Product: helicase domino
Exons: 11
Coding region: 602-5653 (1683 amino acids)
Cellular component (GO): Swr1 complex
Molecular function (GO): ATP-dependent chromatin remodeler activity; ATP binding; histone binding
Source: RefSeq, a predicted model, not a curated record
GAUGUGCAUCCCUAUGAAUGAGACAAAAAAUAAAUUGCAGAAAAAAUUAAUUGAAAUAUAGUGAUAUUCUAUGCAUUUAAAAAAAAUAUUAGUGGUUUUAAGCAGUAGCUUUCAAAAUAAGUCAUAAAUCAAUAUCAUUUUUGUGGAUCAUGUAGUGUUUGGAAAAAUAUUCGCCGAUUUAAAGUCGCUUUGUAAAGUGAAACAUCAACUGCUUCAAACCUUCAAUAUGGCGGACGCCGGAUUAGAGUCAAAGGGUUUUGUUUGUGACGGCUUGAACAGGGUUCACAGCACUUUUGAAUUGAAUUAUUGGAACAAAUCAAAGGCUCCAACAAACGCGAGAUAUUGAUACCUACUGUACUAUUUAAAAAAAAAUUAUAAUGAUAGUUACCUAUUUCGGAGGACUGGCAAUAAUAAAAGUUUAUAUAAGUUUAGGUACAUAAUUAUAAAUUAAUCGUGAAGUAUUUUGCCGUCGAAUGCAUAUAGAUGGAUUGUGAUAAAGCUUGAUGUGUGGACUUGGUGUAUAGUGACAAGUGACUGGUGAAGUGAAUAGGAAGUAAACAGUGCAGAGCAUGGAAGUUAGUUUCGUCCGCAAUGUUGCAGCAUGAGCGCACGACAUGAGCCCUCCUCACCCCCUGGAGCCACUUCGAUCUCGCCACUCAUGGGCGUGGAGCGCGGACGCGCGUGCGCGGCGCCCGGCGGCCAUGACGCGCUCGGCGGCGCGGCGGCCGAGCGCGACGAGCCGCCGCGCAAGCGCGCCAAGCUGCUCGACGACGCGGCCGCGCUGCGCCAGCGCGUGCUGGAGCACAAGCUGCUGCGGCUGAAGACGCUGCGCGACAGGUUCACGGAGCAACUGAGCGAGCUGUACUUCCUGCAGGCGGGCGGCAACAUGAUGGACUACGCGGCGUGGCGCAAGCGGCCGCCCGCGCCGCAGCUCGCCGCCUUCGUGGAGGCACGCCGCCCCGCCCUGCCGCCGACGCCCGCCGCGCCCGCCGCGCUCCCCGCCGCGCCCCCCGCCGCCGCCGCACCCGCCGACGAGAUGGUGGAGAAGGCCAAGCAGGAGGCGUACGUGGCGGCGCGCGUGGGCGAGCUGGCGCGCGCGGGGCUGUGGGCGGAGCGCCGCCUGCCGCGCGUGCUGGAGCCGCCGCGCCCCAAGACGCACUGGGACUACCUGCUGGAGGAGAUGGCGUGGCUGGCGCAGGACUUCGCGCACGAGCGCAAGUGGAAGAAGCAGGCCGCCAAGAAGUGCGCGCGAGCGGUGCAGAAGUACUUCCAAGACAAAGCGGCCGCCGCGCAGAAGGCCGAGAAGGCUCAAGAGUUGCAGCUGAAGAAGAUAGCCGCCUUCGCUGCCAAGGAGAUCCGGAUGUUUUGGUCCAACGUGGAAAAGUUGGUGGAGUGGAAGCGCGUGCGGCGCGUGGAGCGCGCGCGCAAGGAGGCGCUGGACGAGCAGCUCAGCUACAUCGUAGACCGCACGGAGCGCUACUCGCGCCAGCUGGCCGCCAACCUGGCGCCCUCGCCGGCGCCGCCCGACGACGACGAGUUCCAGCCGCGCGACGACUCGGACGACGACGAGGAGACCAUCGCGGCGGCCGAGCGCGAGGCGGCGCACGACGACGACGAGCUGGAGGCGCUGCGCCGCGAAUCGCGCCUGGCGCUCGACGACCUGCUGCCGCCGGGCUACGCGCCCGCGCACUCGCCGCCGCCCUCCGCCUCGGACGACGACAGCGACGCGGACGCGGCGUCCAGCGCGUCGGGCGGCUCGGCGCGGCUCGAGGCGCUGGUGGAGGGCGCGGGCGAGGCGGGCGAGGCGCGCGUCGAGGCGGCCGCGUCGCUGGCGGCGUCGCUGCAGCCCACGGGCACCACGCUGUCGGACACGGACGUGGGCACGCCGGUGCCGCGCCUGCUCCGCCACGCGCUGCGCGAGUACCAGCACGUGGGCCUGCACUGGUUGGCCACCAUGCACGCGCGCCGCCUCAACGGCAUCCUGGCCGACGAGAUGGGGCUGGGCAAGACCAUCCAGACCAUCGCGCUGCUGGCGCACCUGGCGCUGGAGCGGCGUGACUGGGGCCCGCACCUCGUGGUGGCGCCCACCAGCGUGGUGCUCAACUGGGAGAUCGAGUUCAAGAAGUGGUGCCCCGCCUUCAAGAUUCUCACCUACUACGGCAGCAUCAAGGAGCGCAAGCUGAAGCGCGUGGGCUGGACCAAGGCCAACUCGUUCCACGUGUGCAUCACGUCCUACAAGCUGGUCGUGCAGGACCACCAGAGCUUCCGGCGCAAGCGCUGGCGCUACCUGGUGCUGGACGAGGCGCAGAACAUCAAGAACUUCAAGUCGCAGCGCUGGCAGCUGCUGCUGGGCUUCCAGGCGGAGCGGCGCCUGCUACUGACGGGCACGCCGCUGCAGAACAGCCUGCUGGAGCUGUGGUCGCUGAUGCACUUCCUCAUGCCCGACGUGUUCGCGUCGCAUGCCGAGUUCCGCGAGUGGUUCGCGCCCGUGGCCACGCGCGGCGACGACGCGCUGCUGCGGCGCCUGCACGCCGUGCUGCGCCCCUUCCUGCUGCGCCGCCUCAAGGCCGACGUGGAGCGCCAGAUGCCGCGCAAGUUCGAGCACGUGCUGCUGUGCCGGCUCGCCAAGCGCCAGCGCGCGCUCUACGACGACUUCAUGUCUCGCGCCAAGACCAAGGAGAGCCUCCAGUCCGGCAACCUGCUGAGCGUCAUCAACGUGCUGAUGCAGCUGCGCAAGGUGUGCAACCACCCCGACCUGUUCGAGCCGCGCCCCGUGCAGUCGCCGCUGCAGCUGCCGGCGCUGGCGCUGCGCGUGCCGGCGCGCGCGCUGCUGCCCGGCGUGGCGGCGCGCGAGGCGCUGGCGGCGCGCCUCGGCGGCGACCUGGCCUCGCUCGAGGCGGCCGGCGCCGAGGCCUUCGCGGCGCACCGCGCGCGCCACCUGGCGCCGCCGCGCCGCCUCGUCGAGGAGCUGCCCGACGCGCCGCGCGCCGCGCCGCCGCGCCCGCCGCCCGCGCGCCUGCGCCUGCACCUGCGUCUCGUACCGCGCGCGCCGCCCACCGCGCCGCCGGAGACGCCGCCGCCGCCGCCCGCCGCGCCGCCCGCGCGCCGUGCGCCCCGCGCCGCGCCCGCCGCCGCCGCCGCGCGCCUGGCCGCGCACCGCCGCCACUGCGCGCGCCGCGCCGCCGCCGACAACGAGCGGCGCUGCUGGCGCCUGCCGCUGUGGGGCGCCGACCUGCGCGCGGCGCUGCACGCGGGCGCGCCGCUCGUGGCGCCGCGCGACCUGGCCGCGCUGUGCGACGAGAUGCGCGACACCAUCGAGAGGUUCGGCGUAUGCUGGAGCGCGUGCCGCGCCGCCGCGCCGCGCCUGCUGGCGGGCGCGGGCGCGGGCGCGCGCGACUGGCGGCGCCGCGCCGCGCGCGCCGAGAGCGCCGCCGAGCCGCCCGCGCGCGCCGCGCUCGCGCUGCUGCACGCGGCGGCGGCGCGCCAGGCCGUGGCGUUCCCGCACCCGCGCCUGCUGCAGUUCGACUGCGGCAAGCUGCAGACGCUGGCCGCGCUGCUGCGCCGCCUCAAGGCGGGCGGCCACCGCGUGCUCAUCUUCACGCAGAUGACGCGCGUGCUGGACGUGCUGGAGGCCUUCCUCAGCCUGCACGGCCACGCCUACCUGCGGCUGGACGGCGCCACGCGCGUGGACGCGCGGCAGCCGCUCGUGGACCGCUUCAACGCGGACCCGCGCGUUUUCGCCUUCAUCCUGUCCACGCGCAGCGGCGGCGUGGGGCUCAACCUCACGGGCGCCGACUGCGUCGUGUUCUACGACUCGGACUGGAACCCCACCAUGGACGCGCAGGCGCAGGACCGCUGCCACCGCAUCGGCCAGACGCGCGACGUGCACGUGUUCCGCCUCGUCACCGCCGCCACCGUGGAGGAGAACAUCCUGCGCAAGGCGGAGCAGAAGCGCGCGCUGGGCGCCGCCGCCAUCGAGGACGGCCACUUCACCACGGCGUACCUGCGCGCCGCCAGCGCGGCCGAGCUGCUGGCCGCGCCCGCCGCCGGCGAGCUGGAGAGCGCGCUGGCGGCCGCCGAGGACGAGGCGGACGCGGCGGCGGCGGCGGCGGCGCGCGCCGAGGCGCAGGGCGAGCUGGCCGAGUUCGACGAGACGCUGCCGCUGGAGCCCGAGCCCGAGCCGCCCGCGUCCGACUCGCCCGCCGCGUCGCGCGCCGCCUCGCCCUCCGCGCCGCCCGCCGCCUCGGCCGCGCCGCACGACCCGCACCGCGCCGAGUUCGCCGCGCUCAUGAAGCAGCUGACGCCGGUGGAGAAGUACGCCAUGCGGCUCGUGGAGAGCGGCGACGCGGCCGCCGAGGCGGAGCGCGCCGCGCUGGCCGACAUGCGCCGCCAGCUGCGCGAGUGGGAGCAGGCGCGCCGCGCGCUGCACGCCGAGCCCGAGCCCGCGCCCGCGCCCGCGCCCGCGCCACCGCCCGCCGACCUCACCUACUGCCGCGACGACGCGCGCGCGCAGGUGUGGCUCAGCGGCGACGGCGCCGACCAGAUGCCGCUGUGGUGCCCGCCCACGCCGCCCUCCGGCGACGGCGACGUGUACUGCGACGCGUGGGCGCGCGCGCUCUACCGCCGCGGCGCCGCGCCCGACGCGCUGCUGCCGCCGUGCCGCUGGCGCGAGCGCGCGCCGCGCGAGCCGCGCCGCGCGCGCCCCGCGCCCCGCGCCGCGCCCGCACCGCCCUCGCUGUUCGAGCGCGCCGGCCCGCGCCCGCGCGCGCGCGCCCGCGCCCCGCCCGCGCGCUCGCCGCCCGCGCCGCCGCCCGACUGGGCGCCCGCCGAGGACGCGGCGCUGCGGCGCGCGCUGCGCCUGCAGCGCCUGCCCGCCGAGCCGCCCGCCGCGCACGCGCCCAACUGGGACUGGCUCGCCGAGCUGGUGGCGGACGCGGCGCGCGCCUUCCGCUCGCCGCGCGCGUGCCGCGAGCGCCACGACGCGCUGGCCGACCCGCGCCGCCGCCACCGCCGCCCGCCGCCGCGCCGCCGCGCCGACGACGCGCCGCGUCCGCCGCUCGCGCGCUUAGACGCGCUGCGCGCCGCGGCCGAGCGCCGCCGCGCCGCGCCCGCGCGCCGCCGCGACGACGCGCCGCGAAACCCGCGCCACGCCGCGCUUCUGGCCGACCACGGCGUGGACUACGACGCGCCGCCCUCGCCCAUGGACGUGGCCGGCCGCCGCGCCGAGCGCAUCGCCAAGGAGAAGCUCAAGGCGGCCGGCGCGCCGGCGGCCCCCACGUCCGCCGCCGCAGCCGCGCCCGCGCCCGCACCGGCGCCCGCCCCUACCACCGCGCCCACACCCGCGCCCGCGCCCGCGCCCGCCGCGCCGCGCGCGCCUUUGCUGUACCGGCAGCAGGCGCUGGGCGCGCGCCACCACCUCAAGAUCCUGCACCACGCGCACGCACCCGCCGCACAGGGCGCCGAGCCCGCGCUGCGCACGCUGCAGCUGCAGCAGCUGGCGCUGCGCCGCGCGCGCCCCGCCGCGCCGCACGCGCCGCACGUCGUGCUCGCGCACCUCGCGCCGCACGCGCCGCCCGCCGCGCCCGCCUAUGCAUGGCGUCUUGCACACCGAGCCAUGCACUGUGAAGUUGACUGGACGCCGCGUCUAAUAUGA